Ornithorhynchus anatinus (platypus) is the source of this 3379-nucleotide messenger RNA. It is a transcript of the gene AGO2, whose product is annotated as argonaute RISC catalytic component 2. The record is from RefSeq and is a predicted model, not a curated record. Gene Ontology annotation, biological process: regulation of DNA-templated transcription; regulatory ncRNA-mediated gene silencing. The transcript is spliced from 18 exons. Bases 115 to 2559 code for a protein of 814 amino acids. Gene Ontology annotation, molecular function: endoribonuclease activity, cleaving siRNA-paired mRNA; RNA binding; protein binding. Lineage: Eukaryota; Metazoa; Chordata; Mammalia; Monotremata; Ornithorhynchidae. Gene Ontology annotation, cellular component: RISC complex.
GCACCUCCUCCCCCACCCCCACCACCAAUACAAGGAUAUGCCUUUAAACCUCCACCUCGACCUGACUUCGGUACCUCUGGGAGAACAAUCAAGCUGCAGGCUAAUUUCUUUGAAAUGGACAUUCCUAAAAUUGACAUCUACCAUUAUGAAUUAGAUAUCAAACCAGAGAAAUGCCCUAGAAGAGUUAACAGAGAAAUAGUGGAGCAUAUGGUCCAGCACUUUAAAACACAGAUCUUUGGGGAUCGUAAGCCAGUAUUUGAUGGAAGAAAAAACCUGUAUACAGCUAUGCCACUUCCAAUUGGAAGGGAUAAACAGGUGGAAUUGGAGGUCACCUUGCCAGGAGAAGGAAAAGACCGAAUAUUUAAAGUAGCCAUAAAGUGGAUGUCCUGUGUGAGUUUGCAGGCAUUACACGAUGCUCUUUCUGGCCGGCUGCCAAGUGUCCCUUUUGAAACUAUCCAGGCCUUGGACGUAGUGAUGAGGCAUUUGCCAUCUAUGAGGUAUACACCUGUAGGGCGAUCGUUUUUCACUGCAUCGGAAGGAUGUUCAAACCCUCUCGGUGGCGGCAGAGAAGUUUGGUUUGGAUUCCAUCAGUCAGUCCGACCUUCUCUCUGGAAAAUGAUGCUUAACAUCGAUGUCUCAGCAACAGCAUUUUAUAAGGCCCAGCCAGUAAUCGAGUUUGUUUGUGAAGUUUUGGAUUUCAAAAGCAUUGAAGAGCAACAGAAACCUCUGACGGAUUCCCAAAGGGUAAAGUUUACCAAAGAAAUUAAAGGUCUAAAGGUAGAGAUAACGCACUGUGGGCAGAUGAAGAGAAAGUACCGUGUGUGCAACGUCACCAGACGACCAGCAAGUCAUCAAACCUUCCCACUUCAGCAAGAGAGUGGACAGACUGUUGAAUGCACUGUAGCUCAGUAUUUUAAGGACAGGCACAAAUUGGUUCUCCGUUAUCCUCAUCUUCCAUGUUUACAAGUUGGGCAGGAGCAGAAACACACCUAUCUUCCUCUUGAAGUGUGCAACAUAGUGGCAGGACAAAGAUGCAUCAAGAAACUUACUGACAAUCAAACCUCGACAAUGAUCCGGGCGACUGCAAGAUCAGCCCCUGAUCGCCAGGAAGAGAUCAGCAAACUGAUGCGAAGUGCAAGUUUUAAUACCGAUCCCUACGUCCGUGAGUUUGGAAUCAUGGUCCGAGAUGAAAUGACGGAUGUGACUGGACGGGUGCUGCAGCCCCCUUCGAUUCUCUAUGGAGGCAGGAAUAAAGCAAUUGCUACUCCCGUUCAGGGGGUUUGGGAUAUGAGGAAUAAACAGUUCCACACUGGCAUUGAAAUCAAGGUCUGGGCGAUUGCUUGUUUUGCUCCCCAAAGACAGUGCACUGAAGUUCAUCUGAAGUCCUUCACAGAACAGCUGCGGAAGAUAUCUAGAGAUGCCGGCAUGCCGAUCCAAGGCCAGCCAUGCUUCUGUAAAUAUGCCCAGGGGGCAGAUAGCGUGGAGCCGAUGUUCAGGCACCUGAAGAACACCUAUGCAGGGCUGCAGCUUGUGGUCGUCAUCCUGCCUGGAAAAACACCUGUUUAUGCUGAAGUAAAACGGGUUGGUGACACAGUCCUGGGAAUGGCAACCCAAUGUGUUCAAAUGAAAAAUGUGCAAAGGACCACUCCACAGACUCUGUCUAACCUCUGCUUAAAGAUCAAUGUCAAACUUGGAGGAGUAAAUAACAUUUUGUUGCCACAAGGAAGGCCUCCAGUCUUCCAACAGCCCGUCAUCUUUCUGGGCGCAGACGUGACUCAUCCGCCAGCAGGAGAUGGAAAAAAGCCUUCUAUUGCUGCAGUGGUCGGUAGCAUGGAUGCUCACCCCAACCGAUACUGUGCCACCGUCCGGGUGCAGCAGCACCGGCAGGAAAUCAUCCAAGAUUUGGCUGCUAUGGUCAGGGAGCUGCUUAUUCAGUUCUACAAGUCGACCCGAUUCAAGCCAACUCGCAUUAUCUUCUACAGAGAUGGUGUUUCUGAAGGACAGUUUCAGCAGGUUCUCCAUCAUGAGCUGUUGGCCAUCAGAGAGGCAUGUAUUAAGUUAGAAAAAGACUACCAGCCAGGGAUUACCUUUAUAGUGGUGCAGAAGAGACAUCACACCAGACUGUUUUGUACAGACAAGAAUGAACGGGUUGGGAAGAGUGGAAACAUUCCAGCAGGUACAACCGUGGACACAAAAAUCACCCACCCAUCUGAAUUUGACUUUUACCUGUGUAGUCAUGCUGGUAUUCAGGGAACAAGCAGGCCUUCUCACUAUCACGUCCUUUGGGAUGACAAUCGUUUCUCUUCAGAUGAAUUGCAGAUUCUGACUUACCAGCUGUGCCACACCUACGUGCGCUGCACCCGCUCCGUCUCCAUCCCUGCCCCAGCGUACUAUGCGCAUCUCGUCGCCUUUCGGGCCCGAUACCAUCUGGUGGAUAAGGAACACGAUAGUGCCGAAGGCAGCCACACAUCUGGUCAGAGCAAUGGCAGAGACCACCAAGCACUUGCGAAAGCCGUUCAAGUUCACCAGGACACCCUGCGGACCAUGUACUUUGCUUGACAUGUUUUAAUGUUUAGCGAUUCGGAACAGUUGGAUGCUCGGGAGACCAGCUGCCCUCAGUCCCGCGCGCUGCCCGCCCAGGGUGCCGGCCAGCAAGGAGUGGGCUGUGACUCCGUUUCCCUGGGUUCUUCUUGCCCUUCCUCCUGAAGCUCAGACUUGGAUUUUGAACUGCAGACCUGUACAAAACACCGCAGUUGUUGGAUAUGUGGUUUGCCAAAAUCUCUAAGCUGUUUGUCAGAAUACAGACCCCCGGUUCCUAAAAUUUAAACCAAGAGCUGCAAUCUCAGGGCUUUACAAAAACUCUCCUUACCUUUGUCAUUUGUUUUCGAUAAUCUGGAAACACCUGCUUCACCUCAAAAUUGAUAGGCUAAAAAGCAAUGACUUGUGGUCAAAACACAAAUGCAGAACUAAACACUAUUCUGGUUUUAGAACCUUGGCCAUUCCAGGUGCAUUCAGAAAGAGUUGUUUUCUUCUGGUCCUAAACCCAUCUUUCAAAGAACUUCCUAUGGGCGUUAAGGUGCAGAUUUAUUUUCUGAGGUUUUUUUGUAAAUGUCUCUUAUUCUGCUGCAAAUAAUGUUUUUCUUAGAUUGAAUUCUGAAUCUAUUACCGAGAAUAGGAAUGUGUGUCUCAAACUUUAAUAGGUCCAGUGAGUUUGGCACAGAAGUGCCAUUUUAAUAAAAUUUUGUAAAAAAAAAAAAAAUAAUGGAAAACAAACUGACAGCUAAUCAUACAAUUUGUCCUGUAGGACUGUGACACUUCCUUUCCAAAGUUUUUAAAUAAUACGGGUCUGUGGUGAUAAAUACAGUACAAUCCUUUUUCA